This is a messenger RNA of Pipistrellus kuhlii (Kuhl's pipistrelle), 1758 nucleotides long. It is a transcript of the gene HJV, whose product is annotated as hemojuvelin BMP co-receptor. The record is from RefSeq and is a predicted model, not a curated record. Gene Ontology annotation, biological process: BMP signaling pathway. Lineage: Eukaryota; Metazoa; Chordata; Mammalia; Chiroptera; Vespertilionidae. Gene Ontology annotation, cellular component: plasma membrane. The transcript has 4 exons. Gene Ontology annotation, molecular function: coreceptor activity. The coding region runs from base 464 to 1726 and encodes 420 amino acids.
CCCCUACUUGGCACCCUACACCCCACAUUCUUCCUAAUCCUCCUUCCCCUCCCAGCUCCCACACCCUACCCCCAUCAAAGCUCCUGGAAUUUUGGACUUAGCUAUUUUUAAAACAGUCAACUCAGUAGCCACCUCCCUCCCCCCGCUCAGCUGUCCAGUGCUCCCGCCAGCCAUAUACUCCCCCUUCCCCCCACCCCGGCCCUUCUCUGGCUCCCUGGCCUCACUGCGGUUGCAGCAGGCCCCAGGCCCGGGGGCCUGGGGGAGACAUGGAGGAAGAGACGGGGGAUGCCCUGGCCGGAGCUGGCGGACAGAGUAGGCAGUCGUGGCUGGAGACCCGGAUAGCAGAGUAAUGUUUGAUCUCUGGACACAUCUCUUGCAGGACGGCCAGCCAGUCAUCGUCCACUAGGUAGGACAGCCGAGGGCUGCAGAGAGCCGGAGCCUGCGGGGACCUGGCUGGAUAGGUAUGGGGGAUCCAGGCCAGUGCCCCGGUCCCCGGCCCCCGCAUGGCAGCCCCCCAACUCUAAGCACUCUCACUCUCCUGCUGCUCCUCUGUGGAUAUGCGCACUCCCAGUGCAAGAUCCUCCGCUGCAACGCCGAGUACGUGUCGUCCACCCUGAGCCUCCGCGGCGGGGGCUCCCCGGGGGCGCUCCGGGGCGCGGGCGGCGGCCGGGGCGGCGGGGGCGCGGGCGGCCUGUGCCGGGCGCUGCGCUCCUACGCGCUCUGCACGCGGCGCACGGCGCGCACCUGCCGCGGGGACCUGGCCUUCCACUCGGCCGUGCACGGCAUCGAGGACCUGAUGAUCCAGCACAACUGCUCCCGCCAGGGCCCCACGGCGCCGCCGCCCGCGCGCGGCCCGGCCCUGCCCGCCGCCGGCCCCGCCGCCCCGGACCCCUGCGACCACGCGGCGCGGUUCGCACGGCUGCACGGCCGGCCGCCCGGCUUCCUGCACUGCGCCGCCUUCGGGGACCCGCACGUGCGCAGCUUCCAGCACCUCUUCCACACGUGCCGCGUGCGCGGCGCCUGGCCGCUGCUGGACAACGACUUCCUCUUCGUGCAGGCCACCAGCGCGCCCGUGGCGCCCGGCGCCAACGCCACGGCCACCCGCAAGCUCACCAUCAUCUUUAAGAACAUGCAGGAGUGCAUCGACCAGAAGGUGUACCAGGCGGAGGUGGACAACCUUCCGGCCGCCUUCGAGGACGGCUCCGUCAACGGCGGGGACCGGCCGGGGGGCUCCAGCCUGUCCAUCCGCUCGGCGAGCCCGGGCCGCCACGUGGAGAUCCGCGCCGCCUACAUCGGCACCACGGUGGUGGUGCGCCAGGCGGCCGGGCAGCUGUCCUUCGCCAUCCGCGUGGCGGAGGACGUGGCGCACGCCUUCUCGGCGGAGCAGGACCUGCAGCUGUGCGUGGGCGGCUGCCCGCCGGGCCAGCGGCUCUCCCGCAGCCCCCCGGGCCCGCUGGGCGCGGCGGCGGCGCGGCGGCUGUGCAAGGAGCGGCUGCCGGUGGAGGACGCCUACUUCCACUCGUGCGUCUUCGACGUGUCCGUGUCCGGGGACCCCCGCUGGGCGGCGGCCGCGCGGGCCGCGCUGGAGGACGCGCGCGCCUUCCUGCCGGACCCGGGGCAGCUGCACCUGUUCCCCUCGGACGCCGCCGGGGCGCCCCUGUCCGCGGCCGCCCUCCGCGCCCCGCUGCUGCCCGGCCUCUGCGCCCUGUGGCUCUGCCUCCAGUAGCCAGGCCCCAGCCCUGGGCGGGGCUGGAGACG